Messenger RNA from Sycon ciliatum, 2930 nucleotides. Its product is annotated as tyrosine-protein phosphatase non-receptor type 1-like. Gene Ontology annotation, molecular function: protein kinase binding; protein tyrosine phosphatase activity. The transcript has 10 exons. Bases 72 to 2108 code for a protein of 678 amino acids. The record is from RefSeq and is a predicted model, not a curated record. Gene Ontology annotation, biological process: signal transduction; peptidyl-tyrosine dephosphorylation. NCBI's taxonomy places the organism in Eukaryota, Metazoa, Porifera, Calcarea, Leucosolenida, Sycettidae. Gene Ontology annotation, cellular component: plasma membrane; cytosol; cell junction.
CUCUGUGCCUACACUACACCUAACGAUGAUGUCAUCUUCUUGUGCUAUGCCACAACCAUGACAUCAUUACUAUGUCGGACAAUGCAGAAGCUGUGAAGGAAACUGGUGAUGACUUUCCACUGUGGGUUCUUGCCAUUAUCAUUCCCUUGCUUCUGCUACUACUGCUGAUCAUACUGCUGUGUUUGAUACGGCGCAGGGAACAGCGCAAAAAGGAACAGCGAGCUGCGGCUGAGGAGCCGAAAGUUGGAACGGUGGAGACGUUUACGAGAAAACCAUCGGUCAUCGAGCGAUUCCGUUCCCGCCAGUCCUCGUCAUCGUCGUCAUCAUCUGCUCUUCCCUCACCCGGCAUGGAAAUGGACCCGGUCGUCACUGGUGGCACGGCUAUUGGUGUUGAGCUGGAUAAGACGGAACAGGCAGAGACAUCAACAGCAGCGGCGGCAGUGGCGGUGGUGGUGGUGCCGAAUCCAGCCAGCACAGAAGGCAGUGAUAGAAACUCCAUGACAGUGCGCGAGCUGCCCGAAGAACUGGAGAUCCUGAGCAAUCCUCUUCACGGCCCUGCGUUGGUGAUCUUCUCGGACAACUAUGAAACCGUUCUUGACGAGUUCAGGACAAUUCCGCUGAACAUGGCCCCGGAGUCGGACAUCCCGCCCGGUGUUCUCUACAAGAACAGGUUCCGCAACGUUCUGCCCAACGCACACACCCGUGUGCCAUUGCCGCUGCUCUACAGCGAACCGCACAGUGACUUCAUCAACGCAAACUUUGUGCGCGGUUACGGCCAAGCUCCUCGCAAGUACAUUGCCACACAGGGACCGCUGAUGGGCACCAUGGGUGACUUCUGGCGCAUGGUUUGGAAAUACGACGUGUCAGUCAUCGUGAUGCUGACUGGACUGGUGGAGAAUGGAAAGAACAAGUGUAGCAGCUACUGGCCACAGGAAGGUGGGCAGACAAUGGUGAUAAAUGACUUGCUGAUAACAUGCCAGUCUACAGAUGUGUUGGACGUCUACACUCUCACCACCCUGACCAUAUUCCAUUCCAAGAGCAACACAACGCACGAAGUCAAACAUUACUUCUUCUCUUCUUGGCCCGACCACGGGGUCCCGAACGAGCCCGACAUGCUGACAUUUGUACGCGCUGUCUCUCCAGCCAUGCGCUGGUCAAAGGCACCCACCGUGGUCCACUGCAGUGCUGGAAUAGGCCGCACGGGUGCCUUCAUCACUGUGGACACCGCCAUGCAAGAACUGCUCACGAGUGGAACGUGCGACGUCCUGAAGAUUGUGGCCACGGCGCGAGAGGACCGAGGCGGUCUGGUGCAAAACCAGGGACAGUAUCUGUUCGUGUAUAGGGUGUUAGGCCGCUUCAUCAAGCGCAUGCAAGGCGAAGUACCGGAGGAGGACGAAGCCAGCUUCUCUUCAGAGAUCGACAUCACGGUGACUGCUCCCAACGGCACCGUAUUCGACAGCCACGCAGUGCGGCGUAUGAGCACUGUACAGCGUGCCCUCAGCGCCAGCCAAGCCAACGACCAGGUGGCUGCUGCUAUCACCAUGGCUGCCUCCAGUGAGCUGAACCUACAUCAGCUGGACCAACAGGAGAAGGACAAGCCCGCCGGCAAUGCUGAAGAGAACGUCACUCCUAACAAUAGCGACGCCACUGAUGGAGCAGUGCCUGCUGUUACGCAUGUAGCUGAUAAAUUCAACAACGCUGUUGAUCAGCAAGCUCUCCACGCCAAUAGUCUUCCUGCACCACGCAAGAACAGCAAUAUAGAUCUGGCCAACGAGCAUCAAGUCACUCGUAUCAAAAGUACAUUUGAGUCCAGUCGCGGCGGCGGUCCGCGUGACAGCAGUAACCUCACCUACGUCAACCAAACUCAUGAAGACGUGGUGUUACGUGCACCCCCGCCCAAGCCGCAUGCAGCACCGCCUGUAGCGCCCAGAGCCCCGGCUCCCAAUCCUCCGAAAGAUGCUAACGAUGUGUCCCUGUCAGCUCCUGCCGGCACGUCCACAUCAGACUUAAACAGUGCAUCGGCCACACUUGUCUCACAGAUCGACAAGGUACUGGCUGACCUAGACAGUGGACUAGACGAUUUCACAAGUGAUGUUGCGUUGGCCUGAUAUAUAGCCUGGUGAUACUAACCCGAACACUGCAGGCCUGGUCAGUCAUCACACGGUGGCAGUAUGCUAAGUCGCACUGGCUAUCUGGGCUAAUCGAGAACAGCCACAGCCACCGCAACAGCCAUCGCUGGUCUGAUGUCCUCACAAAAAGCUGGCACACAUCGACAGAUUUUACCCAGUGUGCGGCGUAGUGUGCCAUUGAGCGAUUGAAACCGACCAUGACUUCUAAUGAUGCCUUUUAUCCUAGUGCGUGCUUACAAAACAGAGAACAAGUGCCAGUCAAGAUGCCGGCCCCUUCUGCAUGUCAUACUUAUUCUGCAACUGAGUUGAAGCUUUAUCAUGCCCCCCCCCCCCCCCUCCAAACACACACCACACACACACACACACACACACACACACACACACACACACACACACACACACACACACAUGUGCGAGCGUAAUCUAGUAGGUGUAAAAAUAUCAUAUUUUAUGUUCACAGCUCCCCUGCAGGACGCACACAAAGCACAAUAUACCGCCGGUAUGCCCGGAUAUACUGUUUCAUAGCAUUGCACGACUACUACUGUACUAGUAUGUCUACUAGUAGUAUGUGUACUAGUACAGCUGAACAGUGCACUAUUCCCAUGACAAUGCCUUGAGAGGUUUAGUUCUUGACCAUGUCCUCCACACUAACCUUUCUCGAAGACUGUUUUGUUUGUUGUUGGCAGAUCUUAGUUGCUGCAGAAAAUACAUGAAACCAUAUAGGCAUCGUUUUUAAUUGUGUUUUUCUACAAAAAUUAUUUUUUAUUACAGUUUUGAAUACACAAUGGCGACUCUAGUCGA